Messenger RNA from Chelonia mydas (Green sea turtle), 21334 nucleotides. It is a transcript of the gene ANAPC10, whose product is annotated as anaphase promoting complex subunit 10. Bases 230 to 787 code for a protein of 185 amino acids. The transcript is spliced from 5 exons. The record is from RefSeq and is a predicted model, not a curated record. Gene Ontology annotation, biological process: anaphase-promoting complex-dependent catabolic process; protein K11-linked ubiquitination. Lineage: Eukaryota; Metazoa; Chordata; Testudines; Cheloniidae. Gene Ontology annotation, cellular component: anaphase-promoting complex.
GAGCGAGCUGCGGAGUGGGUGGGGCGGUUGUAACGUAAGCGCUCCCCCUCCUCUCCUGAGGAGGUUCCGGGUGGACUGUCUCCCAUAUUCUCCCUCCCUCCCUGUAGCAAGGGGCGGGCCCCGCGCCGGGGCCCAUGUGCCGUGGCCGGCGCGGCCCAGCAGGAAGCGUGGGCAGCUGGUGCCCGGAGGCCCGAGAGUCUCUGCGCUCUGGCGCGUUUGGCAGUGGGAAAUGACUACACCUAACAAGACACCACCGGGUGCUGAUCCCAAGCAGUUGGAAAGGACUGGUACUGUUCGGGAAAUAGGCUCUCAAGCUGUUUGGUCCCUUUCAUCCUGUAAGCCAGGCUUCGGCGUGGACCAGUUACGAGAUGAUAAUCUAGAAACUUACUGGCAAUCUGAUGGGUCACAACCUCAUUUGGUGAACAUCCAGUUUAGAAGAAAAACAACGGUGAAGACAUUGUGUAUUUAUGCAGACUACAAAUCUGAUGAAAGCUACACCCCAAGCAAGAUCUCUGUCAGAGUAGGAAAUAACUUCCACAACCUUCAGGAAAUCCGGCAACUUGAAUUAGUGGAACCGAGUGGUUGGAUUCAUGUUCCUUUAACUGAUUCUCAUAAGAAGCCUAUUCGAACAUUUAUGAUUCAGAUUGCUGUUUUAGCCAAUCAUCAGAAUGGAAGAGACACUCACAUGAGACAAAUUAAAGUGUACACCCCAGUGGAAGAAAGCUCUAUUGGUAAAUUUCCUAGAUGUACAACAAUUGAUUUCAUGAUGUAUCGCUCUAUAAGAUGAAUCAUCUUAUGAAGAAACAAUUAAAGUGAUUUUGUCAUCAGUUUUGUUUCAAAUAUCUUUUCCGGUUAAAUUGACAGGUCUCAUUCUUGUGGAAUUCUCUAUAUAUACUUUAAGUUUUUUGUGUGUAACUUUAAUCCGUUUUGAGUUGCACUGUUUUUUGAUUUCUAAUCUGCUUUCGAUAGUCACAUUUUCUGUUAAUUGUAUUUACAAAGGCUGUAGGAGUUUUUUAGAUUUUCAGAAGAUGUAUUAAAGAACUUUCUCCUUUCAUUUGCUAUGAAAUGGAUAAUCGUGGUGCACGUAACAUGUAUAUUCUUUUUUUCCAGGUGGUUUCUCCAUUUGUUGAUAAUGCAUUAGAAUACUUCAUUGUAUGACUUCAUAUUUUGGUUGGGUCAGUCCAAAAAAGCUGUAUUUUUAAUUAGGUGUAUUUUUAAUGGAUUAUUACUACUGUAUUUUUCUCUUGGUACAGGAUGUACAUUCUUUUAAGAGGGUUCUUUGUGUCUUUGAAAGGACUUCACUGUGGUAUUGUGCAUGUCUUGUUUCUGGUGAGAAAUGUAUUUAACUGAGUUUUUAUUCUAAUAGGUCUCGAUGUAGGUUUCAUUUUUCUGUAUAACUGAAAAAGAAUUGAUAAUCUAGAAGGAAAGUGAAUAUUUCUAACUGUAUUUUAUAUUGUCCUGUCUUUACAGAUAUAACGUAACCAUUACAUCAUUCUAAUGUAACAACAGACAUGCCAGGAAUGCACAGGCAACAUUCCUUAGCAUUGCUUCCUGGCACCCUUUGAAGUCCCAUGGAUCACAUAAAAUAGUAGGAAUUCAAAUAAAAAUCUGUAUAAGUCUGAGCAAUGUUAUACUUAAGUUAUGGAGUUUCUUAGAAGAAAAAAGAUAAGCCAUUUUGAAAUACAAAACGCCACAAGGCAAACGAGAAACUUGUGCAUGGCCUACUUAUAACUAAUGGAAGCAUGUAAUCUUGUUUUUAAAAUUUUUUUUUUGCAUUGUUAUUGUUUGGUGGUUACAUUGUGAUUAAAAAAAAAGGAGACCAGAAAACUAACAAUCUUCCUUUUAAAAUCCGAUAUAUAUGGGUUGAAUUUUUAAAAGCGGUCAUCAUUUAUCCACCUCCAUCCAUCCCUCCAAAAAAAAAAAAAUAGAACACACAGGUAAAUUCCUAUUGAUUGCAAUGGGAGCAAAAUUAGGACAAAACAUUUGAAAAUCACACUGCAAAUUAAAAUUAAAUUGGGAAGCAUGGGCAAGGCCAUGUGAGAAGAGACUAAGAAAAUAUGGGUGAAGACUAGAGGAAAGAAGGCACAGGAGUGAAGGGAGCAGGGAGGUAAAACAAAGGAGGAUCAGAAAUGUAACACUGAGAUCAGUUUUAUGUAACUGUAUAUUACAUUAAAUGUGCUACCAUAAAAGUGCAAAUUAACCUCUGGUUGAACUCUGCUGCCUUUAGAGCAGUAACAUUAGGAAUGAAUUUUCCCCAUUACGGACCUGAUCCCAAGCCCACUAAAAUCAGUGGAAAGAUACCCAUUGAUUUCAGUGGGUUUUGGAUUAGACCUAAGGUCUAUAAUUCCACUUGUGGGUUCUGAUGUUCCUAAAAUAUCUUGACAAAAUUAUAGCCUUUUGUAUGGAGGGCAGCUCGGUAUUCUUGUUGAUAACUGUUUUUCCCUUUUGCCGUUGUCUUAUACAAAAUACAUUUUCUUUUCUGAGAACAAUAACUCCCAAAGGUUAGUGUGGGACUCAAAACAGGGCUUUUAUGUGCUUUAUCUUACUGCAAACACGUACUAUGGAUUUUGGUGCAAACUGCUAUGGGUAGUCCUUUUGAUUUCAUGCUUCAUAGUAGGUGUUUGUUUGCAGGAGACGGCCACUUUAAAAUAUGCAGUCCCUUACAUAGGGAUACUUUCUUCUUCUGUGAUAUAUAUAGCUCUUUACUCAACAAAUAAUGAUAGGCGAGAGGCAUGCUUGUUGAAAAUCAAAAGAAUCUAAUAUCCCAAAGGAUGAAAUGGACAGUAAUUUAGAAACACCAGAUUGGCAUGUUCCUACCCCAGUCCUGAAUUCAGGCUACUAUUCCUACUAAAGAACCCACCUAUUGUUCACAACCAUAAGUCCCGUCAGUUAUUUGGUAGUAGAUUGGAUGCAAACCAUGGACAAAGAAAAGAAAAUUAUUAUAUUGACUUCAGGAGAAAACUGGUUUGGCCAAAGAUAAAACUCCCAUUCAUUUCAGUGGUAGGUAGAUGAGGUACUAUUGUCAUUCACCAAGUUUCAGCCAGUGACAUAGAUUACAUUUAGUGUCAAAUACUUGCUCUGCACCCCUGUUCAGUUCAAUAUAUCAAAGAUGCCAAAUAUACUGUGGGAUGCAACAUACUUUUUUCUUUCCAUUUUCUUAUUCUACAGAUUACUUUUUCUCUCACAGAUUAGGCAAACUUAUCCAGUUAUUUUAUGAACAGUUAAUUAAUAGUUGUCGAGAGAGGUAUAUAUUUAUUAAAAAUGCACUGCCCUUAAAAUAUUUCAUAAACUCUUGAAAAAAAUUUAUGGAAAAUAAAUUAGAGUGCAGAAUGCAUCCUUACUAUGUGCUAUAAAGCUACCCUUCUUGGCCUCACAGCUCCUUUAAAGGUAAUCAUGAACACGUAUUCUGCAGCACUUACAGUUCCUUAGCUUCAGGAAACUUCCUUUGCAGCAUUCUGCCGUGUAUUAUAGUCAUACCAAGUUAUGUUUUAUUACGUACAUCAUUAACAUAUAUCUUUCCCCACUCUUAAUUCCCGUUCAAAAAGGGACAAAUCCUGAAAAUCAGCACUGACUCUAUAAAUCAUCCCCAUGGAUUGUAGAGCAACUUCGUGGCUGCAAGUGAACACUAUGAUGAGCCUGGAUGAGAUAUGGGUGAGAUUUUUCAAAGGUGUCUAAGUGAACUACGAACUAAGUUCCAGUGAAACUCAGUGGGACUUGUGCUCCUAACUAGCACACUUUUGAAAAUCAGACCCUUCUGGCUUUAGGCUGCAGAAGCUUGUGUUCCUGCUCAACAGAAGGCAGUGACCAAUAGACUCUGUAGUAUUAAAUCUAACAGCCCAGUCCUGUUCCAUAUGCUCUUGCAUUGCCACAGCCAGACAUGUACUUGGAGCUGCAGAGGGUUAGCCAUGGUUCCAUGCCACGUAGGUGGCAGGAUUUGCCCCCACAGCGGAAAACUUUUAUUCAUGCAACAGUGGAAUGGGGCAUCAGCCUUGGUGUCUUAGCCAGAUUCCAACUUUGUUGAGUAUGCUGCCACCAGGGUGGAUUUGAUUUAAAUCACUAGUCAGGAAGACUUGAUUUAAUCAUGGAUUUCUACAUAAAAGUGCAUUCUUGUUGGUUGUUAUAACCUUAAUACAUAUUCUUCACAACUCAGAGAUAGAUGUAGGUUUCAUUUUUAGAAGGUACACACUAUACAUUUUUUCAGUGAUUUAUUUUGAAAACUUUUCAGAUUAGUUUUACAGCUAUAUCAGAAAAUAAAUGAUUGUUAGUUAUUUCAUUUACCAAAGUAAUUGAAGCAGAUAUUUAUGAAGUCAUUGGGAGGUGAACUAUCUCCAAUUCAACAGAUUAAUCUUUAAUAUUUGGAGGAUUUUCUUGCCAUGCUGUAUUAGGAGGGGAACAUCACCAGACAGACAUUUAAAUUGUUUUAUUUAACUAAAACAAUGUUAUGUAUUCUAGAUUUUUUUCUUCAACACCAAACAUAAUAUUUUAACAAAACAAGCAUAUGAAUUUUUGAAUUUAGUUAAACAUUCAAGUUUUUUAAAAUCAGGUUUGUUUUUGUUAAAAUUCAGGGUAUUCAGCAUGUGUUCAACAUGUCUCUUAAGCCCAAUGUUGAGAACUUUGGCUGUGACAGUACCAUCUGUUUUUUCACAAUUUUGUUCACAAACUGUCAUCAGAUUAGGCCAGUUCUUGAUAUAGUGCUCAAACCAGUCCACUGCUGAGUUCUAUUGCAUGUCUUGUGGGAGAGUUAGCUUGGUUCCUCCCACUUUUUUCAGAGCAGCUGCUGAAAAGUGGUAGUUACGGAAGUAUUUUGCAAUUUCAACAACAUUAGCCUUUAUUUCUGGAACACCGAAGUCGUUGGCUAGGAGGUGCAUCAAAUGAGCACUGCAACCAUAUGUUAUUAGCUAGGGACUCUCUUCUAAAUUUCUUAUCUUGGAUACAUUUGCAGCAUUGUCUGUGACCUAGCUGCGUACUAGACAUUUGAAUUUUUUUUCAGUUUGUUAUAGCUUUUACUGCUACUUCUUGUAAGUAUUCUGCUGUGUGUGCAUUUCCUGCUGCAUCAAUUGUUUCUGUAAGGUAGACAUUCCCUUCUUCUGUUGUCACACAAGCACAUACAACAGGAUCAUGGUGGACAUUACUCCACCCAUCAAGACUCAAGUUAACAAUUUCACCUUCUAGACCUUUUUGCACACUGCUCAAUUUCUUUCAUACACUUUAUCUAGUAAUUUGACUGAGACACCUGGUCUGUUGGGUGGACUGUAUCCUGGUCUUAAUGACCGAACCAUGUUAAUGAAGUGUGGGUUCUCAAUCAUACGGAAAGGAGAGUUUGUUGCAUAAACAAACUGGGCAAUUUUUUCAUCAGCUACCUCUUUUUGUAAUCUGCUGGUUCUUAUCACAAACUUGAGGUGCCACAAGUACUCGCACAUUUUUUUUGCUGAUACAGACAAACCCGGCUAUGACUCUGAAACCUGUUAUCCACGGUUGUUUCUGGAUGAUGGAGAUUUUUUUUUCUUUUUGCUACAGGAGAUACACUGGGGCUAUUAGACAUACAGGAUGUGACUGAAACACUAUCAUUGGCAGAUAACUCUGAAACUAUAGAAAAUGGUGAUCUUGAAGGUGGAUAGUCUUCAGAAUCCUGUAUGUUGAGGAUGGAUUCUCCUAAACAAAAUAAGUCAAUGCAAUUAUUUUAAUUAUUCUUACCAUACUGCUCAUUUAGUGUUACUCAUUGCAUUCCCUGACACUCAGUACUACUUUAAAGGUGAAAUUGUAAAAGGAAAAUCUGCCUAUUUCAGCUAUUUAUUUUUUAUCACAACUGCAUCUAAAAUGAUAGUACCAUAGAGUAACAACUAUAUUUUUUGCUCAAAUGUAAGAAUUCAAGAAUAGUCCAGAAGGAAGACAGGCAGUCCUUAAGAAAGACGUAUGAAAGAAAAAAGUUUACCAACCUGAAGAUCCUGCAUGUUCAGACAUGUUCCUUUCAUCAUCUUUUCAACGUAGCUUCCUCCUGAGAAGGAUCACUUCUCCUGAUGUUGUUUCAUUCGGGCGAUCAGGCCUUGCAUUUCUUUGUUGCACUGUUUGCAUUUUUCACACAUGCCUGUCUUACCUCCAGGUAGAGGAACUUCAUUAAAAUAUUCCCAAACUGGGUCUCUUUUAUGGCCUGCUGUGAUUAUUGGUUUUCUCUUCUAGUGAGAGAAUGGUAAAGUAGAUCUCAAAUCAAUGAAGGCUACAAUCAGAAAGACCUCAAGACUUCUGGAAUAUGCUGCUCAAACAGUUUCACUUUUGUUUCUACUGCCUGUCCCUCCCUUUUCACAUUUAUCAUGAUUUAGUUGGGGAUUGGCCCUGGUUUGAGCAGGGGGUUGGACUAGAUGACCUCCUGAGGUCCCUUCCAACCCUGAUAUUCUAUGGGUCUAUGAUCUCCAGAUUCCUUCUUUAUCCAGAUCUAUUCCACUCCCAACAAUCUUCUAUUCAUUGAACUUUUUGCAACUUUGCACUUUUAGAGAGAGGUAAGGGAUUGAUUGUGUGUACACAAAUUUGCAGAGGGACAGUAGGGUUGAGGUCUGUUAUGUCUCACCUUUAUUCUUUCUUUCUUUUUCUUUCUAAACAUUUUUGCUGUUAACAAGCAUGUUAUCUCUGGAGCCACAAAUCCAUAGUUUGAGAACUACAAAACUAAGCGUCUCUGAUGGUAUCUUCUAGACUAAGCACUGAGUCCCAUUGGGUAGACAGAUUAACCUAAAUAAUCUAUACAGAACCCUGGAACCCUAUAAGAUUGGGUCCCUAAUCCAUGAACCAUUGGAACUCAUUUACAAAACUUUUCUUAAACGUUACAUGACUAUAUUGUCUCAUACUGUAGAAUUAGAAUUUAUAAUCCCUAUUCCAUGAUGAGAUAGUUUUAAUUAAGAUACAUUAUAGCUCAAAGCUAUCUUUAGAUAAAAUGCUUUUUGAGGGAAAAAAACCUAUCAAAAAAACCCGAUUUAAAUAGAAAAAAAAUAUGAUUUUUUUUAUUGAUCUACCCUACCUGCCACCCUCUGUACCUUUUGCAGGUCCAAAUGGAUGUAAUAACCUUUUAUACCAGUGCUAAACAGUAAUGUUAAAUUUCACUCCUUGCCGUGGCUGCACUUACAUGCGUGGUGGUUUACAUGGUGGUGGUUUACAUAAUUCUUUGUGUAAAGUUUAUACAAUACUUUAGUAAAAAUUUGAGGUGAUCUGGGAUCUAUAGGCUGAAAGCCCUUGUAUAGAUGCAAGAAUAUUGUGAUUAUACAUUACAAAUUUUUUUUCUUGCUCUUUGAUAUGCAGCAUCAAAGCAAACAAAUGCAAAUGACCAUUCUAAACCCUUCUUACAAGGUCAGUACAGGUUUAAAGUCUUUAACGUAUUACAGUUAAUGUAAGCGUACUGACUUGCUGCAGAUUGGCUUCUGAGGAAACUGGCUUCUAAACAGAGGGGUCUGUUAUUGUGUGUUGAUUGGAACUGGAUUGGUUUUGUUUAUCUUAGGUACUCAAGUGCCUUCCUGUCGGGUGCCCCUUUAUUUAUUUUGAAAUAAACACAAACCACCAUUCUGUUCUGUAGAUAUGAAAAUGGCAAAGUUUGAUAGGGCCCAUAUGUAUAAUUUUUUUUUUCAUAACCAACCAUCCAAAAAGGCAUCAACAUUCUCAUGUUCUAGGACAAACCUAAUUAGGAUGUUAGGAGCACACAAUACAUAUUGAGCAAUAUUAGAAAUUGUUUCUAAAAUUUAUGUUGACUACUAAUGAAUUUGAAUUUGUAUAACUGGGUAAAAACUAAUAACAGGGAUAACACUUUUUUACUCCAGACACUAAUCUGUGCCCCAGGCAUAAGCAUCAAGCCUCUUAGUUGUCUUCUGUGACCUUUCAUUGAAAAAUACAGAAUUCCACCAACAAAGGGAGAAAGUCAAUAACUGGCUGUGUUUACCUUACAAGGCGAUAUUGAAAAUUUGGAAGAGUUGAUAAUGGGAGAUAAUUUGCUAGCUCAAAAUAUUAUUUCUUCUUUAAUUUUGUGGACAAACAUACUUCACCAACAGGCUGGUCAAUAAGCUGCUUCUCCUCCUGUGUGUUUGGUGUUUGGUCAUUUUAAAGUAACAAACAUUUGCAGAACUUAGUGUGAUGCGUUCUGGGAGUAAGGACACUACACUGUAAACCACAAUAUUGUUAGAUCAGUAUUUGGCUUACUAUAUCUGAAAAACCUCCAAAACAAACAGCAUGCCCAAAAGUUCAGAUGAUGAAAUAUAGUGAUUGUUGGACUUAAAUAACUUUAGUACAUGGGAGAUAGAGAGAGGGUUAUAAAAAGACCAAAAAAACCAAAACACUCACAAAUGCGUAUCCUAGAAAGAACAAUGCAGAACACUCACAUUUGUUAGAAUAUAAUCUCUGCAUUGUUGGAUAGCAGUGGUCCCUAAACUUUUCAAGUCGUGCCCCCCACAUCCUGUCUGUGCCUUCUCCCCCAUCGCCUAUCUCAGGAGCCACUGCUGGGAAUGGGGCCCUGGGGCUGGAGCCGAGGCAGUGCGCGGCUGGGAGCAGGUCUGGAGCUCGGAGUGGAGCCACAGGGCCGAAGCUGGAGGCGGAGUGGGGAUGCAGCUGGGGGUGGAGUGGGGCUGGGUGGUGCUCCAUCCCUGCCUCUUGUGGUGGCUGGCCCAGGCCCAUCCAUGUCCCCCCAAACGUUCCUCCGUGCCCUGGUAAGGUGGCUCAUCCCUCAGUUUCGGGACCACUGUUUUAUAGGUUUAUAGAGAGCCAAUUUUACGAAGUGAGACUACUCAAAUAUUGAUAGCAUCUUUAUAAAAGUGAUGUGUCUAACAAUGAAUUGUGCUAAAUAUUACAGCUAACGUUCAAUAAUGGGCUAAUAUUCUACACUGUCAUUCUUGACUAAUUUAUGCUUUUCUCUAAAAGAUGUUUCAAGCAAUAUUUUAUAGGUGUAUCCCCAUAUCUCAAGCUUUGGUUGCUUUCCUAUAUUCAGUAAUUUUGAUUAGGGAGCAGACAUCUUGGUCUAAAUAAACAUUUCUUUCUACACAGAUGAUCAUGUAGUAGUCUGACUGCCUGUCUCACAGCUGUCAUUGUGAGGGGUUUGCACAAAUGCAUUGUACCUCCAUAUUUAGGGUACUUAUAUUUAGCUUCAAUCACAAAGCCUUCCCUGUAGGCCCAUAAAUAACCUCAAACUGUUUUUACAGGCCUUUGCUAUAAAGCCAGAUAUCCUCUGUACACUGGCACUCCUCUCCAACUGGAAACCAACAUUUUAACAGAUGAUUUCCUGUUAUUACUGUAGCAGUAUCAAAAUCUGAUCACUUACCAAGCAGCAUGCUGUCCAAGAAACUGAAGCAAGGAGUGCAGCCAGCUGUUUGUUUUUCAAGUGUUAUAACAUUUUAAAGAAUUGUAUGUUAAGUAGAUGCCCAGAGUAGUACUGUCAGGGACAGGAGGUGGAGCUAGGAGGCCACCUGUGUUGCAUGAUGAUCUAUUGCAGCCCAGUCAGAGCAGCUGAUACUCUAUUGUCCCUAGCAAUUAAUAUAUAUGAGUAGAAAGUGGAGGGAAGGAUCUGUACUGGUUCAUUUGUAAAAGGUGAACAAACUGCUCUUUAUUUUGUUGAUUUGUUAAUGAAACAAUAUAGAAAAAAUGGUGACGUCAAACAAGAUGAAACCCCAUCUAUAAACUUGUUUUGCUUUUUAAAAAAUACCGUCUAGUAAUUUGCUGCAUGUGGACCUGAUUAGAGCUCACUGAAAUCAAUGGAAAAACUCAUUAGGUUCAUUGGGCUUUGGAUCAGGCCUCUCAGCUUCAUAGAGUGAACGUUCAUUUUUAUUUGUGUUUCAUUCAUUUUUUUGCCAUAACCUUUAAGUCUCUGUUUUCAAAUAUGGUUGCAUUCCUGGCUGGGAACUGUAGUUUUAGAUACAUUAAGUAGGCCUCAUAGUUCUGCUGUAAAUUUCAUGUUGACCAUACAAAAUUAGAUUGAUGCUCCACAUCUAAGGAAAUAAUGAUUUUUAAAAAGGUGUUAUUUUGUGCUAGUGCACUGUCUUCAUGUACAAUGAGAGAGUGAUCAGAGAUUCCAUUAUGGCUGGAAAUUUUUGAUCUGAGGCAAGGUAUCAAAAACAAAUCCUGAAAUUGAGGUUAGGUUACGGUAUUCUAAGCAAUUUACAGAAUUGCCAACUGAGUGUUGGUGGGAGUUAUGUUUUUUGAUGAUGCCAUUCUUCAGACUAAACUGUGUAACAACAUAUGGCUUUUUUGUAAUUUUAGCUGGAGUCUUGUAUUUUAUUUCUUAUUGAAAGCAGGCAACAGUUAAAAAAUAAAAACAAAGUCAUAACAAAAAUAAUAGCAGUUGACAAAGCAAAAGGAAAAACCAUAGGGAGCAGUAGGGGGUAGUUUACAUAUACUCUAAUAAAUUAAACUAACAAGACAUAUGCCAGUCAUCACCUUGACCACUGUUCCUGUAUCUUUUACUCCUUUCCUUCACCCUUCGCUUAUCUUUCAUCAUCUCAAAAUUUAUAUUGGUCAGGAUAGAUAUUGUAUUGGGAAAGAAGUGAAUACAUUUUGGGUACUAUUGUAAGAUUGGAAAUUUAAGGUAACACUGGAAGGAAAGACUUAAGCUUCAGCUGUCCUAAGAAAUCAUUAUUGGAAGUCCUAAGAAUCUCUUGAAUUCAAAUGAAAAGGAGCCCUUAAUUAAUUUAAUGCCUGUUGUGAAAUAUCCCAGAAGUUAAAACUAGAGCUGGCCAAAACUAGUGAUUUCCAGUUGGUGGGAAUUUUAAUAAUUCAAGCUUUUUCAUUCCAAUUUGGAAUUAAACCAAAUUUUUUAAAAUAAAAAUUGUUUUGGAAACACAGACACAUGGAAAUCAGUUCCCCAGGACCAUGGCAACAGCUGACUGACAUUCCUGUCAGUUUCACCGCUGUUGUGCAGAUGAAGGUGUGAAACUGACAAAGAAUGUUUAUUUCACUUAGCAGCUACUCAGACCCCCAGGGUAUGCUUCUCUAGGGCAGCACUAUGACACAAGGACUUCCAGUCCAGCAGGCUUCCAGGGUUACCCACUUGGUAGUUGGGUAGCCCAGAGAGCCAGCCGGACUACAAAUCUGGUAAACCAGAUCUGGAAACCUUGGAUGUGGAGUGAUGGAUAAGCCCCACCAUGCACCAUAGACUCUGAAAGCCUGGGCUCCCAGAAGCUUGCCAGAGAGUUAGUAGGUAACUCACAAGAACGUUUUGUUUCUGACAAAAACAUGUCUGUCAGACAAGAUUCCAGGAACCUUGCAGGUGAAUCGAUGAAAAAUUGGUAAACGCAAUCUGUUUUCACAAAACAGUCCGGUUUGACAAAUCAGCAUUUUCUGACCAGCUCUUGUUAAAACAUUUCCUGCCAGCAGGACAGAGUAAAAAAAGCCUUUAAUUUAACUAAAAAGUGAUCUCAUUUUUGUGCACAUGCCACUGAGGUUUGGGACUUGAGACUAAAUAAGCUAAAGACUCACCAUCAGUCAAUUCUCACAGGAGGAUGCCUGAUUUAACACUUCAUAGAAUCAUAGAAUAUCAGGGUUGGAAGGGACCUCAGCAGGUCAUCUCGUCCAACCCCCUGCUCAAAGCAGGACCAAUCCCCACCUAAAUCAUCCCAGUCAGGGCUUUGUCAAGCCUGACCUUAAAAACUUCUAAGGAAGGAGAUUCCACCACCUCCCUAGGUAACGCAUUCCAGUGUACUCAUCAAAGAGAGUAGGAGUUGAGAGCUUAACUGGCAAACAACUUGUGUUUAGGCUGUAUCUCCACAGCAGUUAAUUCGUGUAUAGAUAACUCAAGUUAACUUCCCUUGAAUUAGUCUAGUUCGAGAGGGAGCAGCCAACUUCAAAAUAGUAUUUAAACUGCACAGAGUGAUUGUGUUACCAGCUUAUGAGUUGUGCUAAUUCAGGCUAUAGUCUAUAGCCCCUCAUGGACCAGUCAACAUGAGUUAAAAGCACCAACACACUUGAGUUAAAGGAUUAUGUGUGUAGAUGAAAAGUUAUGGAUCACCCUCAGUUUAUAAAAAGAAAAGGAGUACUUGUGGCACCUUGGAGACUAACAAAUUUAUUUGAGCAUAAGCUUUCGUGAGCUACAGCUCACUUCAUCGGAUGCAUGCAGUGGAAAAUACAAUAGGGAGAUUUUAUAUGCACAGAGAACAUGAAACAAUGGAUGUUACCAUACACACUGUAACGAGAGUGAUCAGGUAAGGUGAGCUAUUACCAGCAGGAGAAAAAAAACAAACAACCUUUUAUAGUGAUAAUCAAGGUGGGCCAUUUCCAGCAGUUGACAAGAACGUGUGAGGAACAGUAGGGGGGAAAAUAAACAUGGGGAAAUAGUUUUACUUUGUGUAAUGGCACAUCCACUUCCAGUCUUUAUUCAAGCCUAAUUUAAUGGUGUCCAGUUUGCAAAUUAAUUCCAAUUCAGCAGUCUCUCAUUGGAGUCUGUUUCUGAAGUUUUUUUGUUAUAAUAUUGCGACUUUUAGGUCUGUAAUCGAGUGACCAGAGAGAUUGAAGUGUUCUCGGACUAGUUUUUGAAUGUUAUAGUUCUUGACUUCUGAUUUGUGUCCAUUUAUUCUUUUACGUAGAGACUGUCUGGUUUAGCCAAUGUACAUGGCAGAGGGGCAUUGCUGGCACAUGAUGGCAUGAGAGUCCAAAGAGAAUCACUUAGCAAUUUAUUUUUAUCAGUAUUAUUUGUAUCAUAUGAUAGCACCUAGAUGCACCACUGCGAUUGGUGCACCAUUGUGCUAGGCUCUGUACAAAUGCAUAGUAAGAGACAGUCCCUGCUCUAAAGAUCUUACAGUCUUGCUGCCGCUCCCCAGCUGUACAACAGGAAUAAUACUACUUCCUUUCUCUCCACCUUUUCUACUUAGGCCCAAUCCUGAAAAGAUUUACGCGCAUACUUCAUUUUAAGCACAUGAAUAGUCCAGUUGAAAUGAAUGGGACUAUUCACAUGCUGAAAAUGAAGCAUGUAUUAAGUCUGUGCCGGAUCAUGGCCAAAAUGAAAAAGGUAGGCUACAAGUAGGAGGAAGGAAGUGUUAUUAUCCCUGUUUUAUAGAUGGUGAGCUGCAGCGCAGGGAGAUUAAGUGACUUAUUUAAACGUACACAGGAAGUCUGUGGCAUAGCUGGAAAUUGAACCCAGAUCUCCUAAAUCCCAGUCCUUUCUUUCCUGUGAAAUAAAUUUUCUACUAACAUUAUAACUCUAAAGGCUAGUUUUGCAGUAAUGGAGUUUGGUAUAUGUUUCAGACAUAAAAUGCAUUUUAUUUUCGUGUUUCUUGUAUUGCAUUUUGGUCCUUUUAAAAUAAAUACUGUUGCAUAAAUUGUAAUCUUAGUUACAUUAGAAUAAAUCUUGAACAGUAUAAUUUAGUGACUUCACCUGGUUUACUGAAUAUUUACACCUGUGUAACUCAGAACAGAGAUUGGGUCUACAUCUAUAACACUUAGAGCAUGCUCUAUCAGGGAGUCCAUUCUUGACAUACAUCUUACAAAUGUAUACCCGUCACGUGGACAUUACUCCUUGUCAUUUGGGACAAACGGGAGCAUUUGAAUCUUUUUAGAAAGAUGAAAAUGUAGGUGAAUUAGUCUUAAUACAUUAUGCUGAGACACGGCUUAUGACUCACGCUGCCCUUUUAAGGAUUACAGGUCUGAUGCUGAGUUCCCACAACUUUGGUGGGAAUUGUCGGAAGUUCACAGCUUUCAGACACAGUUUCUGCCCACACAGAUGUACUUGCCCUAAGGCUGAAGGUGCACGUGGUAAUGCCUUCCAAUAUAAGAGUGAGGCUCUUCUCAGAUGUCUGUUGCUGCAGAAGCAAGGUGUGGAUGUGCAAGGUUGCUGCAGAAGGAAGAUAGGAUAGAGAGCAAGAGUUCAAAACAGUGGUAAUGGAGAGGCGAAACGGGAAGGUGGGAAUGUGAUGGGUUGACUGGGAUUGCAGGGGAAGUGAGAGCUUGCAGCAGCAAGAAAGGCAACUGCAGUGCCUCAGAGACUUGAGUGACCAUUCCUGUUUGAAAAGCCUGAUUUUUUAGAUUUUCAGUUCCCAUGGAUGUCAGCUUGAGUUGAGAUGCUCAGCACAUCUGACAAAUCAUGUUCUAAGUUCCUUGACUUCCAGCCGAUUACGUUUUAGCUUUGACCUAUAGAUCCAUUCUCUUCCGAGUGCAUCAUGUAUGUUUGCAUAUUUUUCUUUCAUAUGGACACUCCUACCUAUCAUUUAGCAGCAUUUAGUUCUCAUAGUUCUUGUUAAACUUUAUUUUUCUAGAUGUAUAAACCCUCCCUGUCCCACCUCACUACAGUACUGUGCAAGCCUUGGUCAGUGAGGUACAACAGGAAGCAAGCUUUCACAGCUCCAAACCAGUGAAAAAUUGAAACUACUGUAUUGUAUUAUUUUCAUUUUGUUGUCAUCUUCUGUGACUUUCAGCAUUUAUCUGAUCUUGGAAAGGAAGACACUGACAAGGGUAAUUCAGUAAUAAUUGUUGCAGAGGUAUUUCAUGCACAUGAGAACAACAGGAGUAUGACUAGAACAUAUGUAAAAACAGUUCUGUCUGUAAGUGGUAAGCUUGAUAUUAGUGCAUCUGAAACUUUCCAGAAGAUCUGUCAUCACACCUUUGGUUAUCUACAGACAGCUGUGGGAUUUUUAAAGGCAGAUAGAGCACUUCUUCCUGCCCUUCUUCCCACACACGAAGCUGUCUUUUGACAUGCAAACUCACACCACUCUUGAGAUCAAGAGUGCUUUUAGGAUUGCAGCUGUUUGAAGUGUGAAUUGUCCGUCAUUGUUUUUACAGGCACUUCUGAAGCAAGGUUGUCAGUUUAAACACUUAUUCUUACCCUGGUUAUCCCUACUUCCUCCUGACCAGUAAUUUCACCACAGCAUUACAAACAAACAAACAAACAAACCACAAUGAGGGGCCAAACUGAAGCUCUAUAUCACAUUUAUUUUGUGAGAGACACAAGAUAGGUGAGGUAAAAUCUUUUAUUGGACCAACUUCUGUUGGUAGAAGCUACAAGCUUUCAAGCUACACAGAGCUCUUUCUGUGUGUAGCUCAAAAUCUUGUACCUUCCACCAAUAGAAGUUAGUCCAAUAAAAGAUACUACUUCACCUACUUUGUCUCUCGCAUACUGGGAAUAACUGGGUAAACACUGUAUUUGUUUUAUACUUCUUUAGGAUAUUAUGCAAACUUUAUUUUUGUGGGAGUAGCACUGUGACCUUAAAUACCACAGUGGUGGGAAUAACAAACUUAGAGAGCUCCAUGCUCAGCUCUGUUAAAAAUCAGGCCACUUAUUUAGGUGCCUAAAUGUGAACGUAGGAACCAAACUUUAAGCACUCCCUUAUCAAUAUGUUGGCCCUAAUACUUAUGAAGUAUCUGAGACAGUCAGAUUUUCAGGGCUGUGUAAGUGUUCAGUGUUGUUAUUAUUGGCCAGAUUGUCCUCUCCAGCAUGAAAAGCUUAUUUUGUAAAAAAAUUCCACAAGGAAUCCCUCUUGGGGUUUGCUCCCAAGUGUUAUCUUCUGGGAGUGGUUGGACACUUUCUGUGGAAAAACCACUCAAAAUUGGAGCCAUGAAGAGGCACUAUACCCUUACACACACACACACACACACACAAUCAGUACUCCUGGCUCUGUCUUAAGUAUGGCUUCAAUGGAGUGGUGCUGGCAGGAACCCCUUCUGGCUGUUGCUUCCCAGGUGUUGUAUCUGGGGAAAAGUUCCUAUAGCUUGGGCUCUAUUAAGCUUUCCAUGUAAGUUUUGUGGGGCUCCACAAAGUCGGGGUGGGGAGGAAGAGGAAUGGUACCCUCCUCCUCCAUGGAGAGAGAUCUGUUUCUGUAGAUCCCUCCACACCUGGAUUCCUCAUUGUUAUUAAUACAAAUUAGAGAACAGGGCGAUUGGUGAAAUUCUUUGAAAAUAUUAAGUUCUAUGUAAGUGCUAUUAUUUAUUUCAUUAUUCCAUUCAGAAACGUUCCUACAGAUGUGAAAAUAUUCUGGGUAUUAUUCUUCUGGAAAGAAUUCUGUUAAAUUAAUUAGCUAGGUCCACAUCAUCCCUUAUAGAGAAAAGUGUUAUUUAAAGAACGGGAAACAACAACACAGAACUCUCCUCUUUGAUGUUUCAUUGGGAUGGUUAGGGUUAAGUUAUGAAUCUUUUAGGCGUCGAUUCAGCAGGUCAUCUUAAUACAGCAAUGCACUUAAGCACAUGCUUGUGUUUAAGUGCGCUGCUGAAUAGGGAUGGACUUAAGCAUGUGCUUAAAUGCUUUCCUGAACUGGGCCAUGGCCAUCAAAAUACAUAUCAAGUGGUCUGAGUGACAAGAUAUCAUCACACAUGAUUUUACUGUUUAAAAGAAUAGGCAUAUUAAUAAUCAUCAUUCCUUACUCUUAGAAGUGAAUCAUAAUCUUUCUCUCUUCUGUAAAUGACAACCUCAAAGAAAUAGGAAUUAAUUUGUUCCAACAUUUAAAUACCCAAAUACUAAAUGGGCUCACUCCAAAAUGCACAUAUUAUUCUUGAUCACUAUGUAUCUUUUAGAAAUUGUUUGAAUUAUUUAAAGAUUUUUCAACUAUUAUUUGAAAAACUGUGCAAAAAUGAUCAUUUGGAUUAGCUCAGUUCUUUAAAUGGGAAUUAGCACAAUAGAAAAUGAUAACGUAGGAAACAACAUUUAUUGGUCUAUUUUUUGGAGUUAAUAUUAUGCAUGUUGCUGUAUCAGUGGUCCUGGUAAUUUUCACAAGUUGUCAGCACGCCUGUGGCAGUACAGCUAAUGAAUGUUGCAUACUUUUUAAUGUGUGAAAAAAUUGGGACAAGGUUAUGGCUAAUACAGUUAAGCUGAACUGACUUCUUUGGUUUGGACUGUGUUACAUUGCCUUCGAUGUAUUUUACUGACCACAUAGAUAGUGGUCAGUAAAAUACUGAUAUUGAUAUUUCACCAUGUUUUAUAAAAUGGUACAGGGAGAGGUUAUCUUCUUCUACGGAGUGGCUGUAUGGAAGAAAAUGCAACAGCUAUUAUGCUGUCUUUGGUAGCCACAUAUGAUUUAACAGGAAUAUGCUUGAUCUUUUGUCCUCCAAAAAGUAGAUUAAGUGACUCAGUAAAUGUAACUUUAAGAUACUCCUUUGUGCUACCCUGUUAAUACGUACUUUGAAUGCACCAUGAAACCAAGUGCCCUCAGCCACUUGAAUAGCACAUACAUGAACAAGUAAAACAACCUUGGAAUGUCUUAAUACCAUUAUAAUUUUUGGCUCUUGUUAAAUGUCAUCCUGUUAAAACUUAAAUUGUUAAAUGUUAUCUUUGGUAAUUAAUUUUUUUCUCAUUUUGAAUGUGGCCAGGAGAGGAGGAAAUAGCAGUUAACAGGUUGUUGUUUUUUUCAAUUUAAAUGAUUUUAUUUGCAUUUUUGUGUUUCUCUGACUUCAUUAAUCCCUCUUUUCCUGUAGAUUGCUCUACUUCUUCACCAACAACUUGAAGUUUUGCUUUUCUAUUAGAAACUCUAAACUGAAAGCUGUUUUAUGAUAACUUUUAAUGAUCACGAAUAGACUUGAACAAUGGAGCCAAACCCUCUGAAACUUUGGAGGGGGAGGUUCAGGUUUAGCUCCAAAGUUCAUGGUUCAGGUCAUCUUCUACUAAUGAGCAGGAUUCUGAUUAUAAAUUCAUAGACUAUAAAGCCAGAAGGUAACAUUUUGAUCAUCCAGUCAGACCUUCUGCAUAACAGAGACCAUAGGACUUUCCUGAAUUAAUUUCUGUUUGAACUACAGCAUAUCUUUUAGAAAAACAGCCAGUCUUGAUUUUAAAAAUGCCAGUGAUGGAGAAUCCACUACAGGCCUUGGAAAAUUGUUCCAGUGGUUAAUCAGUCUUAAAAAAGGUGCCUAAUUUCUAGUCUGAAUUGGCUUCCACUUUCAGCCAUUAGAUCUUGUUAUAUCUUUAUCUUUUAGAUUGAGGGGCUCUCUAUUACCAUGGUUCUGUUACUCAGGUAGGUACUUAUAGACUAUGAUGAAGUCAUUCCUCAACCUUCGCUUUGAUAAACUAAACAGAUUGAGCUCAUUGAGUCUAUCACUAUAAGGCAUGUAUUCCAAUUCUUUGAUCAUUUUCUCUCUUCUUCUCUGAACCCUUUCCAAUUUUUCAACAUUCUUCUUGAAGUGUGGACAGCACAACUGGACCCAGUUUUCCAGCAGUGGUCACAUGAGAGCCAAAUACAGAGGUAAUAUAACCUCCCCACUCAGUAUUCCCCAGUUUAUGCAUCCAAGGAUCACAUUGCCCUUUUGAUCACAGCAUUGCACUAGGAGCUCAUGUUCAGAUGUGGUAGAGCUUGGUAGCCUAUGACCAGACUUCUAAGUUAUACUCAAGACCUGUUCACUCCAUGGCAAGCUGGACCUCUUUGGUGGAAAUUCUGUAGCAGCUUCCGGUAAUGGGAAAGAAAGAGGUAUUUAAUUGACUAUGAAAAUGAAUAAUAAAAUUAGGAGAGUACUCCCUUUGAUAUUUAUUUGUGCUGCCCCAACAUGUUCUGCUUUCAGUAAACCACACACUUGUGUACUGAUAAUAAAUAAUUGCAUAAUAGCCGUUGUGUUAUAAUUGGAAGCUAGAAGAUCAGAUGUUCAGUCCUGUUAAUAUAACGUACAAGUGUAACAAUGGCUGGGUUUGAACUGACUUUUCAUUUUUUCCUGGAUUGCCAUGUGUGGUCUUAAUCUACACUGCCGCAACACCUAUUACAUAAGCUAUAUCAGUUGUGCUCUGGGUCAAUGAUACAGAGCCGUUCUGCAAGAACAAUAACUUCCCUUUAUUUUGUAUUUUGUAUUAGUAUAAUAUAUAAUGUAGUAUUUUGGAAUAUCACUGUCCUAUAGGCUGUAGCCAUGUCCUGUUUUUCCAGAUUACUCCCCAUUUUUCUGUGCACAGUGAAUGAAAGGGGAACCAACGCAAGGUCUAUGCACUUCUUAAAUGCCACCUAAUCCUUCCAGAUAGGCCCUUCUGUGAUGCAUAGGCCCUGAGAUAGCUCCCUGCUCUUGGGUGACUUUCAGCCAUUAUGACUUGUGCUCAGCUGUUGUGCAUUACUGCCUACUCAUGGGACAGCAUAUUAGGACUUAAUUGCUUUUGGAUAAUUUGCCCACUUAUAUUAAGCACUCAGAGCAUAUUCCACUUUUUUCCAUACUAUGUGUCGUCCAACAGAUGGGGCAAUUGGGCCCAUCAAAUGUAAGACUGCUAAACUACUAAAUAUAAAUAUAAAUAAAAUAAAAUGCAGUAUAAAAAGUGUUCCUGAAUACUUCAAAGCUAUCAGCAAAAAUCAGUUCUUAGUAGAGGCUUGUGUGAUGGGGUGUUCACCCCAAGCCACCCCGGAAGCGGAAGAGUAUAGUGAUCUGGCGGGAGGGCUAAGCCAUGAAGAUGGAGUAGCUUUAGUCUCAGGGAGUGAGAGAGAGAUAAAAGGGCGAGGAGCACAAGGGUGGGCCACCCCAGAUGUGGCCACCAGGAGGUGCCCCUAGCAGUGAGUAGAGUGCCCCAUGACACCAAUCUUUAAAGUCAAAUGAAAUUGUAGAGGAAACAUUGGGGAUAGCUGAAAAUGAUUGUCUAAAGACAAGCAUUGCCUGUUGGAAGGAUUCCAGAUGCAGAUUUCAUUGUAUUAACCAAGUGUGAAGAAGAGUAACAGGAGUGCCAUCCACUCCUGUCCUCUUUUCAGACUCUGUUAGCAAAUUUUAAUGAACACUUAAGAAUAAAAAAGGGGCAGGAGGUGGCAGCAAGCGCAGAAAAAGGAACUAACAAGAGGCAUACUUAUGUAACAAAGCCUAUCUCAUGGUCUUUCACUGUUUGAACCCACACCUUCCAACACCCCAUCCCUCCCUCUGCUUAUUGGCUUUCCAUGUGUUCUAUGUCCAAUUUAGGGCUCUCAUUGGACUCAACUCUAAACUCUCAUUGAUGCCAGUGAGAGUAAAACUGGGCUUUCAGAUUGUAAUUCCUUGGACAGAGAAGCUAUCAUUUUUUUUAAAAAGAAAGUUGUCUCUAACAUACCCUGCACAUAUGUGAUGCCAUGUAAAUAAUCAUGGAAAGGUAGGCCUGUAAAGGACCUUGAGUGGUCAUCUAAUCCAUCCUACCAUGCUGAGGCCGGACAAAGUAUAUCUAGACCAUCCCUGACAUAUGUUUGUCUAUCCAGUUCUUAAAAACGUCUGAUGAUGGGGAUUCCACAGCCUCCCUUGUUAACUUAUUCCAGUACUUAACUAUCGUUAGAGUUAGAUAUUAGAAGAAACUUUCUAGUCUAAAUCUUCUUUGCUGCAGAUUACUUCUUGUCCUAGCCUUGUUGGACAUGGAGAACAACUGAUCACUGUCCUCUUUGUAACCGCCCUUAACAUAUUUGUUAAUGUAACUGUUAUCAGGUCCUCCCUCAGUCGUCUUUUCUCAAGAGUUUUUUUUAACCUUUCCUAAUAGAUUAUGUUUUCUAAAUCUUUUAUAUUUUUGCUGCUCUUUUAUGGACUCUCCAGUUUGUCCAUAUCUUUCCUAAAGUGUGGUGCCCACACAUACUCUUAAAUAAGUUCAUACAGUUUAAUGGCUCUGAUACUUUUCAUCCAAGCAUAACAGAGGAAGGGGUCCUUAUGGUGGAUACCAAUAUGCAGAAUACUGAGAUGGGGAGUGUUAGGAACCUGGCUAUCAAUAUUCAAAGUUCCAGGAGAAGAGAUUAAUGUAGUUGAAAAGUCAUUUUCACCACCACCUUCAGCUUUAAAGUCCUCACCCUCAGUUGACAGUUGCUUUCUUGCUGUCAAUUUCUAAGACAUGCUUAGAAUGUAUCAGCGAGUAGCACUUCAAUUUCUCCUUCCACAAAUUGGUGUUAUGCUUAAGUAAUGAGGUUAACAAUCCUUUAUUUGCAGCAAUAGGAUAACAUGAAUAGGUUUGGAUUUUUUUUCACAAUAGAUGUUUGCUCAGUAUCAGCAUUUCCACAGAGAGGCACAAAUCUAACGUUCGAUCUGGAAACAAUCUCUCUCCAUUUCUUCCUGCCUCCACUGGAUUUGCAGCCACAGUACUUUAAGUAUUAACUUACAAAGUGCAAGGAUAGUAUUCAAUAGAUUUUGAUACAACAUUAGGUAAUUCAGAUAUCAGGCAACAUUUCCCGUCCAGCUUUAACUGGGCGCACAGACAACUUUUCAGGAAUAAUUAACUCCACUUGAACGUCGCAGUACCUGAAUGCAACUAAAAGUAGUUACAUGCCUAAGGGACUUUAAUUAAACCCACAGGUAAUUAGAAGUAUAAAACUGCACUUGCAGGUUCCUAACCAGAGGCCACUUUUUGAAAAUCUGGUGCUAGUAUGAUGGAAGAAACUCUGUCUCCGUGAAUGCCUGAAAUGUUUUGCUUGCUUUUCUGUUUAAUUUUUUGUCUGUGUAAUGUUCAGCCAUUUAUUCAAUCUGAUUGACUAAAACCAAUGUGUUAUUUUUAAUAAAACAGUGAAAUAUA